UAAGAACCCUAACUAGCAGUCUCUCUCCUUUCUCUUUUCUCUUUCCUUCAUCCAGCCAUGUCUUCUCGUAGAUUGUUAUCAUCUCUCCUCCGUUCAUCAGCUCUUCGAUCACCAUCUAGAUCUGUUCUUAGAUCUCCUUCACCAUCUUCAACAACUCGCGCUUCUCCCAAAGGAUUCCUACUUAAUCGUGUGUUGGAUUAUGCUAGUUCCGCCGCUGCUCAAUCGAAGCCAGCUGAUUCACCGCCUCCAAGUAAGUCUGAUGGAUCAAAGGGAAAGAUCACUGAUGAGUUUACUGGCGCCGGAUCUAUUGGAAAGGUCUGUCAAGUCAUUGGUGCUGUUGUUGACGUGAGGUUUGACGAAGGUCUUCCUCCUAUUUUGACGGCGUUAGAGGUUAAGGAUCACUCGAUCCGGCUUGUGCUUGAAGUGGCUCAACAUUUGGGAGAGAAUAUGGUGAGGACUAUUGCUAUGGAUGGUACUGAAGGUCUUGUGCGUGGACAGAAAGUGCUUAACACUGGUUCUCCAAUCACUGUACCUGUUGGCAGAGCUACUCUUGGUCGUAUCAUCAAUGUUAUUGGAGAGCCUAUUGAUGAAAAGGGCGAUCUCAAUACUGAUCACUAUUUGCCUAUUCAUCGGGAGGCUCCUUCUUUUGUGGACCAAGCCACUGAACAGCAGAUUCUUGUUACUGGAAUUAAGGUUGUUGAUCUCCUUGCUCCCUAUCAAAGAGGUGGAAAAAUUGGGCUUUUUGGCGGUGCUGGUGUCGGAAAGACAGUGCUUAUUAUGGAACUUAUUAACAAUGUUGCCAAAGCUCAUGGUGGUUUCUCCGUUUUCGCUGGUGUUGGUGAACGAACACGUGAGGGUAAUGAUUUGUACAGGGAAAUGAUUGAGAGUGGUGUCAUUAAGAUUGGUGAAAAGCAGGCUGAAAGCAAAUGUGCUUUGGUGUAUGGACAAAUGAAUGAGCCUCCAGGUGCUCGUGCCCGUGUUGGUCUUACUGGAUUGACUGUUGCAGAACACUUUCGUGAUGCUGAAGGCCAGGAUGUGUUGUUAUUUAUUGACAACAUUUUCCGUUUCACCCAGGCUAACUCUGAAGUGUCUGCUUUGCUUGGGCGUAUUCCAUCUGCUGUUGGUUACCAACCAACUUUGGCUACUGAUUUGGGAGGUCUUCAAGAGAGGAUCACUACAACCAAAAAGGGUUCGAUUACAUCGGUCCAGGCUAUCUAUGUUCCAGCCGAUGACUUGACCGAUCCUGCUCCAGCAACCACUUUUGCUCACUUGGAUGCAACAACAGUGUUAUCGCGUCAAAUAUCCGAGCUUGGUAUUUAUCCUGCAGUGGAUCCUCUGGAUUCAACAUCGCGUAUGCUUUCCCCACAUAUAUUGGGAGAGGAUCACUACAAUACUGCUCGUGACAUACAGAAGGUGCUUCAGAACUAUAAGAAUCUUCAGGAUAUCAUUGCUAUUCUUGGAAUGGACGAGCUAAGUGAAGAUGAUAAGUUGACUGUUGCACGUGCACGAAAAAUUCAGAGGUUCUUGAGCCAACCGUUCCAUGUUGCUGAAGUUUUCACCGGUGCUCCAGGAAAAUAUGUCGAGCUGAAAGAAAGCAUUGCCAGCUUCCAGGGAGUAUUGGAUGGGAAGUAUGAUGAUUUAUCAGAGCAGGCAUUUUACAUGGUUGGAGGAAUUGAUGAAGUUAUUGCCAAGUCAGAGAAAAUUGCUAAGGAAAAUGCAUAAAUUUAAACUUUCCUUUCUUUUCCUUGUCAUUUCUGGUUUUCCAUAAUUAAAUUCUCACUACUAUAAUAAUUCAAUGGGUAGGCAAUGAUUUUGCCUACAACCAAAAGUGUUCAUUUUUUUGAGAUGAAAUUAGUUCUGCC
This is a messenger RNA of Impatiens glandulifera, 1862 nucleotides long. Its product is annotated as ATP synthase subunit beta, mitochondrial. Bases 58 to 1722 code for a protein of 554 amino acids. The record is from RefSeq and is a predicted model, not a curated record. Gene Ontology annotation, biological process: proton motive force-driven mitochondrial ATP synthesis; proton transmembrane transport. NCBI's taxonomy places the organism in Eukaryota, Viridiplantae, Streptophyta, Magnoliopsida, Ericales, Balsaminaceae. Gene Ontology annotation, molecular function: ATP binding; ATP hydrolysis activity; proton-transporting ATP synthase activity, rotational mechanism. The transcript has 8 exons.